AUGGUAUCUUCCUUUCCGUACAAGCUGGAGAAGAUAUACGAUGCAAGCAACUUCUUCAGCUCAUUCGACUUCGAAGACAAACCCGACAUCUACACCCACGGCUUCGCCCGCUACAUCUCCAAGAAUGCCGCCACGUCGUCUCAUCUCGCGAAGGUCGUAGAUGGAAAAGUGUACCUAGGCGUGGACAACACGACCACCUGUGACGCGAAAGAUGCCCAGAAUGGUCGACGUAGCAUCCGCUUGCACAGCAAGGAAACUUUCGAUAAUGGCCUCCUAGUAGCAGACUUCGCCCACCUUCCCGCAAAUGCUUGCGGCGUGUGGCCCGCUUUCUGGGUCCUACAAGAUGGCGAAUCUUACUCUGAAAUCGACAUCGUUGAAGGCAUAUCUCUCAACUCCGCCAAUGAAGUCUCCCUCUUCACUUCAACUUCUCCGUGCACCAUGGAGGCCCGCGCUUCUACAGGCACGGACGUGAAGGCGCAAUGCCAUUACUCAGAAAGCCAAAUGAACGGCAGUCCAGACGGCUGUGGUGCCACUGCAGCAGAGGGCUCUUUUGGCGCCGAGUUCAAUAAGAAGGGCGGCGGUAUCUUCGCGCUUUUGCUCGAACCCGACAUCGGCAUCAGAGUAUGGCAUUUUGAGCGGAGUAAGAUCCCUAUUGAGCUAUGUGCCUACAACAGUUAUGCUGCAGUAAAUCCGGGCAGCUGGGGAACACCAGUGUUGAAUUUUGGCCCGGGGAACUGCAAUAUCAAGGAAGCGUUCCGGAAGCUCCAGAUUAUCAUCAAUAUCACCUUCUGUGGGGAGUAUGCAGGCGACGAAGCCUGGGACGGUGAUGGUAACGGCAGUUGUGCGGAAAAGACGGGGUAUGAUAGGUGCGAGGAGUAUGUGGCGGAAAAUCCAGAUGCGUUUCGUGAUGCGUAUUUCCUCAUCAACUCUAUCCACUUAUUUAAGCGGAGAUAA
This is a messenger RNA of Trematosphaeria pertusa, 954 nucleotides long. RefSeq names its product glycoside hydrolase family 16 protein. The record is from RefSeq and is a predicted model, not a curated record. Gene Ontology annotation, molecular function: hydrolase activity, hydrolyzing O-glycosyl compounds. Gene Ontology annotation, biological process: glucan catabolic process. The coding region runs from base 1 to 954 and encodes 317 amino acids. NCBI's taxonomy places the organism in Eukaryota, Fungi, Ascomycota, Dothideomycetes, Pleosporales, Trematosphaeriaceae. The transcript has 4 exons.